Molecule: messenger RNA, 1876 nt
Organism: Pneumocystis carinii B80
Lineage: Eukaryota; Fungi; Ascomycota; Pneumocystomycetes; Pneumocystales; Pneumocystaceae
Exons: 6
Coding region: 47-1759 (570 amino acids)
Molecular function (GO): ubiquitin binding
Source: RefSeq, a predicted model, not a curated record
CGCAUAUAUAAAGCCGAAAACUAAUAGGAAGAAAGGGCUAUAUGAAAUGCAUAUAACAAGAUAUCCUUGUAGGGAUUUACGUGUACAAAUUGGAGAAAAUGAAUGGAAACAUGCUUUAGACAUGUGGAAUGAAUGUAUUGAAUACUUUAUGAGUAUUUCAGAUGUAGAAUUUAGAUAUAUACUUGAUGAUCGGGAGAGUGAAACAUUGUAUGAGUUUAUUAAAGAUUAUUUGGAUGCGCAUACACCAAGGAAACAUGUUAAUUUAAUGGUAAAUAAUGGUAAUGAAGCGGAAGAACGGCUUGAAAAGAAUGUAUUUUCGUUAAUAUACAAGAUUUUUACAUUGGAACAACCAAAUAUACAAAUUUUUGAGAUUCCAUUUGUAAUAUUUGAUUUCUGCAGUCUUUUUGGGUCUAGCAGUACAGAAUGUGUUUUUUUUUCUUUAGAAAAUCUCUAUAAAUAUGCAAAAAAUGAAGUUUUUUUGCAAAUACAAGGUGUUUAUGAAAAUUUUCAGGAAUUAAUGAAUAAACUUGUCUUUUUAAAGGGUAAGGAGUUAAUAGAGGAGGCAUUGAUGUACCGGGUAGCUAUUCGGUCAUUAAUAGUAUUUAUUCAGUUAUGUUUUCCAGCUACAUGUGUAUUUUUACAAGAUGAAGAGUUUUUACAAUUAAUGGUACAUCUUUAUCAUGAGAAUUCUAUUGUAGAUGAGAUGAAAUCUGAUUUUUUGUGUUUGGUAUAUACACUUUUUACAGCAUUUCUUUCAGAAAAUGAGGCACGUUUGUUAAUUAUCAAAAGAUUUGUCUGGUUAUAUGAACAAUUGUCAUUAGAAACAGCACUUUUGCGUGAUCUUGUGCUUGAUACAUCAAUUGUUGAACGUUUUUAUGAAUUUGAGUUAUUUUCUGAAGAAAUUAUGUCUCAGCUUAGGAUUUUGAGGGAAAAUACUGAAACAAAUGAUUCAAAAAGAUCUUUAGAUUCUUAUUUGGAUCCAUCAAUUAGACGAUUAUCUUUAAUAUCUCAUAUUAAAGAUAUAUUUCCUGAUUGUACAGAAGAAUUUAUUGAAUCCUGCCUUAAGAAAUAUUGUGAUGAUGUAGAAGCAGUGAUUUCUUAUAUUUUAGAAAACUCUUUUUCCUCAAAUAUUUGCUCAGUAGAUAAAAAGGCUUCUAAUUUUAAAUCAAAUGGUGGGGAAUUGUCAAAAGAUGUUUCAAAAAUGCCAGUUUAUCAUAAAGAUGAUACGAAUGUGUUUGUAGAUUGUCCUAAAAUAUAUAAAGGGAAAAAAAUUUUUCAGACAGCAGAUGAUAUAUUAAAAGACAAAUCAUUUGUUCGUGAAUAUAAACAGACUAUAUUGGACUUGGAACUUCUUAAUCAAGAUGAUGAAAGAGAUGAUACUUAUGAUGAUGUUGAUGAAUUUAUUAAUUUGGAAUCAUCUCAAGAAAAGAAUUCUAAUAAAUUGAUGGAUAAUAUGGAUGAAAUACUAUAUUUAACAUAUAUAGUAUCACCAGAGGUUUUUGAACGUGGAUCUCAUAUUAGAAGAUCUUCUGCUAGAAUAGAGCUUCGUUCAAAAACGGGUUUUUCUGAUGAACAAAUUGAAGGUUGGAAAAUCAUGUUGGAUAGAAAUCCUAAACGGAUAGAAAAACUUGAAAACAUGCUUAAGUUUUCUGGUGAUCAAGACCCAAUUCCUCUAGAAAGUAAAGAACAAGAUGAUAAAUUUAAUAAGAACUCUCAAAUCUCUCAAUUUUCAUAUAAGAAAGGUAAAAAAAAUAAAUAAAAUAUUUAAAAAAAGUAUUAUAUUAAGAUAUUUUUAAAAAUACUAUUGAAGAAUAUCAAUUAAAUCAAUGAAUAUUAAUGGAUACAAAAUAAGGAGUAUAUAUGGGAUACAUUCAUG